Molecule: messenger RNA, 3018 nt
Organism: Strongylocentrotus purpuratus (purple sea urchin)
Lineage: Eukaryota; Metazoa; Echinodermata; Echinoidea; Camarodonta; Strongylocentrotidae
Exons: 4
Coding region: 236-634 (132 amino acids)
Source: RefSeq, a predicted model, not a curated record
GGGGAGUGUUUACGGCUCUGUCAUCAUAACAGCAUUGUGGCAGAAGUAUGGAACACCAGCAUAUACAGGUUCAAACAAACUACCGCCCUCGAGUCAGAAGGCUGUCCUCAUCGUCCAACACACAGCGGUAACAUCACCCCAGGACUUCAGCCCUCCGGUGAUACCUGGUUCAGCGAAGACUAGGCCUUGGGGAGUGUUUACGGCUUUGUCACCAAAACAGCAUUGUGGCAGAAGUAUGGAACACCAGCAUAUACAUGUAAUGUAUCGGGACCUUUACAGGAUGACUGCAAAGCGCAACGUUGCAAAGCUCAUUUCUACAACCCUAGUCACCAAUGACAGUGCACCACCAUACCCCUUUGCUCACCAGUUCAAACAAACUACCGCCCUCGAGUCAGAAGGCUGUCCUCAUCGUCCAACACACAGCGGUAACAUCACCCCAGGACUUCAGCCCUCCGGUGAUACCUGGUUCAGCGAAGACUAUGCCUUGGGGAGUGUUUACGGCUCUGUCACCAAAACAGCAUUGUGGCAGAAGUAUGGAACACCAGCAUAUACAUGUAAUGUAUCAGGACCUUCACAGGAUGACUGCAAAGCGCAACAUUGCAAAGCUCAUUUCUACAACCCUAGUCACCAAUGACAGUGCACCACCAUAUCCCUUUGUUCACCAGUUCAAACAAACUACCGCCCUCGAGUCAGAAGGCUGUCCUCAUCAUCCAACACACAGCGGUAACAUCACCCAAGGACUUCAGCCCUCCGGUGAUACCUGGUUCAGCAAAGACUAGGCCUUGGGGAGUGGUUACGGCUCUGUCAUAAGAGCAUUGUGGCACAAGUAGCCUCGAUCUCGACCAAGACAUUUUGAAUGCCACUCUGUAUGGCUCAGCAUACUUUUUUUUUCUUUAUUCAUACUAACGUGUGUUCAUGUCCAUUUUUCCACCUCUGAUUCUUACAUUUAUUUUCUGAUACCAUGUUUCUGUGUGAUUUUAGUCUUAUUUUUACUGGUAUGACAAUGUAAACAUAUACCUUUGUUCCACACAAGAUAUUUUGGGAUUUUGUGUGCACUUCCAUGUAACUACAUGUAUUUUUAUAUGAUAGUUUUUGUUUCUGAUUGUUCAAUUCCUUUUACGCUCUCAUUCCUUUAUAGUUGUAUCUUAUUUGAGACAGAGGAAGAGAGAGGGUGAAUAGUAGAGAGAGAGGGGGAUGCAGAAACAAAGCGCCAUUUAUGAUGUAUUUUAUUACAUUUGUGUUUUAACUUUGCACAUACAUUGCAAGAUUUUGGGAUUUAACACGUUUAUUUUUCUGUAAGUUUGUAAAUCCUUGUAUUCACACAGUGUUUUGAGUGAUAUAUUGUAAAGAUAGAUCUUAUGCAUGCUCCUUGGGGAAAAGAAGUUAUACAUGCAUGUCACUCUUCUUAUCUUGGCAUUACCGUAAUUCUUAUAUUGGUUGAUGUUGCUGAUAUAUGAAACAGAAUCUGAUGGAUAUCAUUGAUAACAGUUACUGUUUGUCUUCUUUUUAACAUCAGGAUAACAGAUCUUAGUAGUACAGCGAAAGACAAUUCACUGUAAUUUGUUAUAUUGUCAUAUAUUACACGAUUAUGAUUUUCAAUGGCACAUGUUUGUACACUACAAUUUUAUGUCAUUAGAGGUCACAUAUCCAGUUUGUUUCGUGAAUAGUCAAUAUUGGAUUAUGAUUAUAAUGUCAGUUUAUUUGCAACAUUUACCCCAUAUAUAGUGGUAUCUUACGAUCAACUGUCAAUAUCUACUGCAUUCACUAUACAUAGCAGUGUCUUGCUUGCUGUAACAAAGAGGUAUAUAGGGCUGUUAGGGAUUAUCCAUAAUGUACAUUGUUUUUUAGUUUUUAUUGUUAUUGUGUUUAUCUGAACUUAUGUUGUUUAUGUACCUGUUUUAUAUAUGUAUUCCAUUUCUGUUGAAUAUAUAUACAUGUUAAAAUGCCCUUUUCAGAGAUUUGUACAAUGCUGCUCUUUUCAGUAUGUGCUUUUAUUUUGGUAUAUCAAAUUUAAUUGGAUAUGCUGUUUUUAAAAUUUAUUUCUUUUAAAAUGUGUUCGAAGAUGAUAGGUGAUUACCAUUUGUAACAUUGCAUUGCGGUUCUUUUUUAGAUCGCCAAGGAAAUAGCGUGAUGUUAAGUUUGGUGCAGAAUGUCAUUUACAUGCAUGUAGAUAGGUCUAUGCAAUUUAGCUUUGACUUUGGUUAACAAUGAAUAGACCUGUUUACUAAUGUACUUCAUUUUAUGUUUCUCUCUAUAGUACAUGGUAGGGGGUGAAACAAGAAUACAAAGGUUAGAAGGAAAAGUUAAAGAAGAUUGGGGUUCAAUGGCACAUGUUUGUACACUACAAUUUUAUGUCAUUAGAGGUCACAUAUCCAGUUUGUUUUGUGAAUAGUCAAUAUUGGAUUAUGAUUAUAAUGUCAGUUUAUUUGCAACAUUUACCCCAUAUAUAGUGGUACCUUACGAUCAACUGUCAAUAUCUACUGCAUUCACUAUACAUAGCAGUGUCUUGCUUGCUGUAACAAAGAGGUAUAUAGGGCUGUUAGGGAUUAUCCAUAAUGUACAUUGUUUUUUAGUUUUAUUUUUAUUGUGUUUAUCUGAACUUAUAUCUCACUUGCUAUGUAGGGGGCCUUUCAUAUAAUCAGUAGGUAUCUUGUUUAUGUACCUGUUUUAUAUAUGUAUUCCAUUUCUGUUGAAUAUAUAUACAUGUUAAAAUGCCCUUUUUAGAGAUUUGUACAAUGCUGCUCUUUUCAGUAUGUGCUUUUAUUUUGGUAUAUCAAAUUUAAUUGGAUAUGCUGUUUUUAAAAUUUAUUUCUUUUAAAAUGUGUUUGAAGAUGAUAGGUGAUUACCAUUUGUAAUAUUGCAUUGCGGUUCUUUUUUAGAUCGCCAAGGAAAUAGCGUGAUGUUAAGUUUGGUGCAGAAUGUCAUUUACAUGCAUGUAGAUAGGUCUAUGCAAUUUAGCUUUGACUUUGGUUUGAUAAGCUUUGUUUAGUGCUUUGAACAUGAAUUUAACAAUGAAUA